CUUCCCCGCGCUCGCUUCAGUCUGGCUGUUGAGUUCCGGGACCGGAGUUCCCAGGCCUUUUGGCUUCUGCAGUCUGUACCUUUUUAAGCAGUGGAAGUGCCUGGGUGGAUUCUCCAGUGCUUUAUUGUUUUCUUGUUACAAUUAUUUAUUUUACUUCCUGUGAUGUUUCAGCCUCAUCCCUUCACCAUUUGUUGUUGUUGUUGUUGUUGUUUUUGAGACGGAGUCUCGCACUGUCGCCCAGGCUGGAGUGCAGUGGCGUGAUCUCGGCUCACCGCAACCUCCGUCUCCCGGGUUAAAGCGAUUCUCGUGCUUCAGCCUCCCGACUCCCUUCACUGUUUUUUGAAACUUUGUGUUUUGCUUUCUAAUUGGAGUAACUGGCCUUGGAACCUGUAGUCAGUCAUUUGCCUCAGGUUUACCUGCCAGUCCCACCAGUCUAAAGCAAGGGAAUUGGGACCCCCUUGUCUUGAGUGGGCCUAAGAGGAGCCAUCAGUUCUCCUUUUCCCUUCUUGGUGGACAGUCGUUUAAAACUUGGAGUAUGGACUGUAUGUUCUUAGAUGUUUUCGUUCGGUGGACAAAGUGAUGAUCUGGAGCAUUUCAGCUGCAAGUCUGCCUUCCUUGGUUGACUCUGGUAUUUUCAUUAUGACUUCAUGUGUUUUUGUCUACUUUGCUUUUAUGCAUUUAUGUAUUUAAAGUGCAACGUAGGGGCGGAAAAGUUUAGUACCUUUCCUCACCACCCAUUGUAAGGAUCACAGCCACCACUCCUUAAAACAGAAGAUAGGUUAACAAGGUAAAAGCAUAGCAAAUCUAAUCAAAGUUUUACGCCACCAGGCACUUCUGAGACCAGGGAGAUCUCUAUUUUUAUGCGUAGGACCCAUGAAGAAUAGACAACUGUGUAAAAAUGUGAUUGGACGAAGGAUAUACUCUAAUGUUAAUAAACUGAGGGAGGAAACCCAGCAAGGUCUGUUUGUUCAGAUUCUUCUUGGCCUCUCUGUGUAUCAUUUCUUCCGCCUAUGGAGGAGGAAGGACCCUUCUGGAAUGAGGGUCUUAGCGACCUACUAUCAGGCAAGUAUAUUUGCAUGCCUGAGUCUUUGAGCCGUGCUAUACCAGUUUGUCCAGAUUGUUUAUACUAGCAAUGCAGUUGAUGGUGAAGACCUGCCUUCCCUCUGGGAGUCUGGAGCUUCAGUAACAGGAGAUGUUUCACAAAGCAGAAGAAUUAUUUUCUAAAACCACAAACAAUGAAGUGGAUGACAUGGACACAUCAGAUACCCAGUGGGGCUGGUUUUACUUGGCAGAAUGUGGGAAGUGGCACAUGUUUCAGCCGGAUACCAACAGUCAGUGUUCAGUUAGCAGUGAAGAUAUCGAAAAAAGCUUCAAAACAAACCCUUGUGGCUCCAUUUCUUUUACUACUUCCAAAUUCAGCUACAAGAUAGACUUUGCAGAAAUGAAGCAAAUGAAUCUCACCACUGGAAAGCAGCGCUUAAUAAAAAGAGCCCCCUUUUCUAUCAGUGCUUUCAGUUACAUCUGUGACAACGAGGCCAUCCCUAUGCCGCCGCACUGGGAAAAUGUGAAUACUCAAGUACCAUAUCAGCUGAUUCCUCUGCACAAUCAAACACACGAAUAUAAUGAAGUUGCUAAUCUCUUUGGGAAGACGAUGGAUCGCAACCGAAUUAAAAGAAUUCAGAGAAUUCAAAACCUAGAUUUGUGGGAGUUCUUUUGCAGGAAAAAGGCUCAGCUCAAGAAAAAAAGAGGUGUGCCUCAGAUUAAUGAACAAAUGCUAUUUCAUGGUACCAGCAGUGAAUUUGUGGAAGCAAUCUGCAUUCAUAACUUUGAUUGGAGAAUAAAUGGUAUACAUGGUGCUGUCUUUGGAAAAGGAACCUAUUUUGCUAGAGAUGCUGCUUAUUCCAGUCGUUUCUGCAAAGAUGACAUAAAGCAUGGGAACACAUUCCAAAUUCAUGGUGUCAGCUUGCAACAGCGGCAUCUGUUUAGAACAUAUAAAUCUAUGUUUCUUGCUCGAGUGCUAAUUGGAGAUUACAUAAACGGAGACUCCAAAUACAUGCGACCUCCUUCCAAAGACGGGAGCUAUGUGAAUUUAUAUGACAGCUGUGUGGAUGAUACCUGGAACCCAAAGAUCUUUGUGGUUUUUGAUGCCAACCAAAUCUAUCCUGAGUACUUGAUAGACUUUCAUUGAUUUCACUUCCAAAUCUCAGUGGUCAAGGAAGCUUUAUUCUUUUUUGCAGGAAGAUUUGCUCUUCAGUCAUCUAGCCACUAAAUGUUAAUUAUCUGAUACUUUUGAAACAGAUAUGAAAAAAAAAGUGGCCUCCAUAUAAAAAGACAUACUGACUUUAAGGUUGGUUUUUGUUGUUUUGUUUUUGCCUGUUUCUUGUAGUCUUGUUUGUUAAAAGUUGAUAUCAUUGACGUUUUAACACAUAGGGGUGAAAGAUACCAUUCAAAAUGGAAUCAGCUGAGUCUCAACUAAUGUGGUCAUUGAGAUCUUUAAAGUUUACAUGUGUGUUAUCAGGAUAAAUGAUUUUAGUUUAAAUAGACUUAUUCGUAUAAAUGUUGAAAAAAAUAUAGACAUAAAUGUGUCCCUUUAGAGGAACUGAUCCUUUGUAAAUUGAAUUCAGGUAGUAGUAUCAUCCACCAAUCCAUUUGUUGCUUUGUUGGUCUUCUGAAGGGGGGAUUUAAAACUCUGAAACAGUCUGAGCACGUUGAGAGAAAUCAGAAACAAGACAGUUAUUUGCAGUGCUGUCAAACAAGCCAGAAGGAGAAAAUCAAGGUAGAGUGUCCUGCUUUCCAGUUGCCUUAGGAUAGCAGGCUGCAGCCUCAGACUUGCUCCUGUCAUUCUCCUCUGUCUCCUACAUCUGAAUUGAUAAUUGCUGCAAAAUAUCAUUAGCCUACACUUCAUCCGUCAGGGCUCUUGGAUUCUUACACCACGACUUGCUGCGCAAGGUGUUUAUUGCAUCUUCAAAGUGAAACUUUAAAUUAUUAUUCAAACAUUUAUUUUCCUUUUGUUUUAAAAAGAGUCCCUACAAUGAUCACUUCUAGGAUUUUUUUUUACCUUCCCCUCUGCAGCACACACAGCUAUUCAACAAUGAUUUCUAAAAUUCAUAUUUCAAAUUUGUAUCUCUCCAUUUUGAAACAUUAUAGAAAGCAUGGGAUGCUUGAGACAAAUCUGGUUUCUCCUUUGAAGUAGCUAUUGACAACCUACUCUCUUGAAAAGUUAGAUAUAAUUCUUAAUCAUGUUUAGUGGAAAUUUGUUUACCUGUUCCAUCUGUUUUGCUCUUCCAUUGUAAGGAAGAUGAGAAGUGCUGGAACAGCUUCCUUCCCCUAAAGGUAUUCUAGCAGAGGCGAGACAGCAACUUGGCAGGCGUGUUGCAUAGGAGUUAAGUACCAGAUGGGGAAUUGCCCAUGUGACGGUGAAGAGACUCUCACACUGAUUUUCUUUCUUUUCUCCUCUUCUCUCCUCCUUCUCUCCUCUUCUCUCCUCCUUCUCUUCUCUUCUCUUCUCUCCUCUCCUCUCCUCUCUUCUCUCUCUCUUCUCUCCUCUCCUCUCUUCUCUUCUCUUUGUCUUCCUCUUCUCUUCCUCUCCUCUUUCUCUUUUUCUUUCUCUUUCUCCUUCUUCUCUUCUCUUCUCCUUCCUUCCUUCCUUCCUUCUUUCCCUCCCUCCUCCCUCUCUUUUUCUUUUUCUUUCUUUUUUUCUUUUUUUUUGUUUGGCAGAGUCUUGCUCUGUUGCCCAGGCUGCAGUGCAGUGGCGUGAUCUCGGCUCAUUGCAACCUCCACCUCCCGGGUUCAAGCAAUUCUCUUGCCUCAGCUUCUCCAGUUACUGGGACUACAGGUGCAUACCACCAUGCCUGGCUAAUUUUUGUAUUUUUAGUAGAGACGGGGUUUUGUCAUGUUGGGCAGGCUGAUCUCAAACUCCUGACCUCAGGUGAUCCGCCUGCCUCAGCCUCCCAAAGUGCUGAGAUUACAGGCAUGAGCCACUGUGCCCGGCCUGAUUUUCUAUGAUUCUGCCUUUAAAAGACAGCACGUGUACCAAGCCUUUUUCGGAAAACUCUUCUCUUAACUCUUUCCAAUGCUGAAUUUUCUCUCUAUUAUCCUCAUCCAAUUUUGUACACAAUUUAACUUCUUAAAAAAAUUCCAGUGUCUGUGCUUAUAUUGCUCACUUAAAUCAUUUGAAUUAGAAAGGCAUCUACAAAUAAUAAAAGCAAAGAGUAUAGACAGAUUAGGGAUAGUAAUUCUUCAAGUGCCAUCUAUCCCAGAUUUGCACUAUAGACCAGCAUAUGUGUAAUUGUGCAGUGGGAGGUAAGUAGUACCCAGGACAUUGCACGUACAAUACUUUGAAACAAAGUGGCAACAAAGAUUUCCUGGCUCAGGUAUGCACCCCAACUGCUGGUUUAGAUGAAGUGCUGAGAAUAUUUAGAAAAAGCACUUUAAAAAGCAUCUAAGAGAUUAUCAUGAAAAUAAUUGGAGACAGAGUCACCAGGCUGCCUUGUGAGAGGCAGCAUACCGUGGCUCUAAACUCGUUCACAAAAAACAAUGUUAGAGACAUUAGGAAUUCAGGUUUUGAAAAUCGUUUUUUCUAUUUAUUUGUUAUUUACAUACCAAAAAACCACAUUAAAAUAGUCCUCCCUUCAACAUGGCUAUCUUUUUUCAAGUUUGAUAUGCAUACCUCUCUCAGCACUUGAAUGGAAAAACUGUUACAGCAUUUGGGAGUUAUUUUUCUUUUAGACAUUUGCAGAUCUGAUCUCAAGGUGACUAGGAGCCCAGAGUUAAGUAUUUGUGAGGCAAUCUCUGCGAACGCUGAAAUUACCUAGUUGGUUUAUAUGAAAUAUGUAGAAUGCACUGCAGUAGCCAUUGUAAGAAGGUACUGUACCGGUUUUUUGGGGCUUGUUGUUCUUGUUUGGUCUGAGAAUGUACUGCCAACCCCUCUUUUAUAAGAGAGAACUGAUUUUGAUACAUAUUUUAAAAUAUGAUAGUAUAGAGUUAAUGGAUGUUAAAAUUUUAUUUCUUUGUUUUGGUAAGUAGAUUAAAUCACGAAUCGUAUGAUCAGCACAUUUGAGAAUGAUAUAACCAGUAUAUAAUAAUACUGGACACAACCAUUUGCCAUCUUUUCCUGUUAUCAUCCCAUAGAGUGGGUGGGGAGAAUGAAUAGAAAUAAAUCUAGAAUAAUGAUAAAUGGUUUUUAAAACUCUAUAUUGAAUACAUUCCAGCUGAUAAUGACUUUUCUUUUUCACUUUGGUGAUAUCAGCCUCAGGGUAAAAAAAAUGUGUUUAUAAAAAACAGUUUCAUAAAUCUUUUAGUUAUAAACAGGAAAGUUUUAUAUUAGUGUGUCAUUUCAUUUCUAGACUGUUGAUGGUGAUGAUGAUAAAGAAUUUGGAGCCAAUUUUGAUAUAUGAAUGUAUUGCUUUUACAUGUGAUGAUUAAAGCUCUCCAUUAGCAGUU
Messenger RNA from Pongo pygmaeus (Bornean orangutan), 5442 nucleotides. RefSeq names its product poly(ADP-ribose) polymerase family member 11 (gene PARP11). Gene Ontology annotation, cellular component: nucleus. The transcript has 9 exons. Bases 1193 to 2188 code for a protein of 331 amino acids. NCBI's taxonomy places the organism in Eukaryota, Metazoa, Chordata, Mammalia, Primates, Hominidae. Gene Ontology annotation, molecular function: NAD+ poly-ADP-ribosyltransferase activity. The record is from RefSeq and is a predicted model, not a curated record.